UGUUGUUUUUAUUUUCUGUCUCACCAGGACACCAGGCUGUCACUCAUUGCCACAGACCACACCUACAGACAGAACUUCACUGCUGUAGAUGACACCAGAGCCACCAAGAUCGGAACCAUUAGAACCAUCAUCAAUAUGAUUAAAAACGAGACAAGGGAUACGUGUUGCUCCUUCGAAUGCACUGCUCCAGGAGGGCCAAAGGGAUUGAUAGGAGACCCUGGAUCCAAGGGAGAGUCAGGUAGACCAGGAAUGCCAGGAGAGAAAGGAGAUCCUGGUCCCAAGGGCAGCAUUGGAGAUCCUGGUCCAGUUGGUUACAGUGGAAUGAAGGGAGACCGUGGUGGCAGAGGAGAAAAGGGUGAAAGAGGACACAAAGGCUUCAAGGGAGACAAAGGUCAAAGGGGAAGGGAUGGAAUUGAUGGACGCAAGGGUGAGGCUGGUUUCGCUGGUCUUCCCGGCUGUAAAGGAUCUCCCGGAUCAGAUGGCCUACAGGGAGAUCCUGGACCAAAGGGAGACCCUGGUCCUUAUGGAAUAAAAGGAGAAAAAGGAGAUCCUGGAAAAGACGGCCUGUCUGGAAGACCUGGAAACUAUGGUGCAUCGGGACCUAAGGGCGAGCCGGGCUCUCGUGGAGGCGAUGGGGACAAAGGAGAGCGCGGUGACGAUGGCCCUACAGGACCAGAUGGACCUCGCGGCGAGAGAGGAACUAUUGGAGAGAAAGGGGUUCAAGGUUCCCCCGGAAACAGAGGUCCAAGAGGAGAUCCCGGGGACCCUGGACCCCGUGGAGAACCGGGGAGGGAGGGCACACCUGGUCCCAACGGAGACCCUGGUGUGAAAGGCAGAGAAGGGCCUCCUGGCUACAGAGGAGAUGAAGGACCAUCUGGACCAGAAGGACCCAAAGGAAUCAGAGGAAUCAAAGGCGCUCCUGGAGACAGAGGCCUGAUUGGCGACAGGGGAGAAGAUGGUGCCCCAGGAAAUGGUACCGCAGGUUGUCCUGGCUUCCAGGGUUAUCCUGGGACCCGUGGAGAUCCUGGUGAGCCUGGUGGCAAGGGAACCCCUGGACCCAAAGGAGAUGACGGAGAUCCCGGAGAUCCAGGCCCCGAUAACGACAUCCCAGGAACUCCAGGACGUAAAGGAGCCAAAGGUCACAGAGGACCCGACGGCAAUCCAGGACCUCCUGGGCCUCCUGGACCAGCAGGAACUGAUGAAUGUGAAAUUCUGGAUAUCAUCAUGAAGCUCUGUUCUUGUUGUGAGUGUAAGUGUGGAUCUCUGGACCUGGCGUUCAUUGUGGACAGCUCAGAGAGUAUUGGUGAAUCAAACUUUGCUCUUGCCAAAGACUUUAUCAUCACAGUCAUUGACAGACUGAUCAAAGACCAGCAAGUCAAGUUUGCAGGUAAUGAGUCCAGAGUGAGUGUAGUGCAGUACAGUGGAGCAAGGGCCCAAGAAGCUGUCCAAUUGGGAUCCAACGCUUUUAGCCUCACCGACUUCAAACAGAAAGUGAGAGACUUGAGAUGGCUGGCUGAGGCCACAUACACAGGCGAGGCCCUUGAUUUCGCUCUAAAAAACACAAUCAGUCUGAUGCGGCAAGACAACCGAGUUGUUCUUGUCCUCACCGACGGACGUUCUGAUACUGAUAGGGACACGAUUCCCCUCAACAUCCUCUGUGGUCAAAAUGUCCGGGUGGGUGGUUUAGGAGUGAAGGACUACGCAGGUCGUCAGCCCAACCAGGAGCGGCUUGAUGAAAUGAGUUGUAAGAACGAUCCCAAACCAGGCUUUUCCUUUGUUCUGGACAACUUUGCCGAGCUGCUGGAUGACACUUUCCUGCAAAACCUCACAACCAAAAUCUGUCAAGAUAAGAAGUGCCCGUCGGCACGACAAAGAUGUCCCAUUUCUUUCGAUGAAAGUGCCGAUAUUUUGGUGAUGAUGGACAGCUCGGCGAGUGUGGGCCAGAAGAACUUCGAGACAAGCAAGACCUUUGUCCGACGUUUGGCUGAGCGUUUCCUGACCGCAGAGAAAAAGAGGGUCGCCACUGUCAAAGUGGCCGUUGGCCAAUACAGCCGGAGCAGCCGCAUGGAGCAGCAGCUAACUACCAAUUUGACCCUGCUGUCUCGUCGCAUUGAAGAGGCAGCCUUCCAAAAUGACGGCACUAAUUUAUUAGAGGCCAUGGAGUUUGCUAUUAAGAAUUUACGUGGCCGUGGAGACGCAUCGGGAGGUGUAAAGAAGCUGGUGCUGUUCUCUGACGGCAGGUCUCAGGAUAUCACUGAUGCUGGGCUGGAGAAGCGCGUACGUGAAGUGGCGGAAGCCGGGGUGGAGCUCUUUGUCAUCGCCAUUGGCACCCAGGUCAAUGAGGCCAACUUGCGCACUCUUGUGAGCAAAGGGCGUCGGGAAGACAUCAUCUCUGCCCAGCGCCACCUGUUCCGCAUCGGAGACUACCCCUCUCUGCUCAGAGGGGUCUUCUACCAAACCGUUUCCCGUAGGGUGUCCAAGUCCUGAGUGAAGGGCCCAAACAACAGGACCAACACGCUUUAGAUUUUUAGUCCCAUUAUGAAUAUUCAGUCAUUCACUCAUUUACCAUACACUGUGUUUGAAUAAAAGAAAAGAAAUGUCACAAAACGACAAAUGAUUGUGUGGCAAACAAAUGGAAAUGUCUUCAUGUAACUUUGAGGGUCUUUUUUGCCCUGGGGUUGGCCUCCAAGUCAAGACCAUCUAAGGCUGUGUACCAUUUCCACCUCCACGCUAGGAUUAUUAGACUAUAAUCCAAGUGAUGGUCCAAACCUAAACCAUUUUACAGUUUUACAGUUGGUUUUGACAGUACACAACUGGGAGGAAUUGCUGCCUGGCAGGCAAAGUUCAGGGUAAAAAAGUCAAAAGGAGUCGGUUCGGUCCUGGAGAGCCAGUACUGGCCACAAUUAAAGUAAAUUUCUAUCUUAGGCUACUUUCUACUCAGGUAUUCUGCAUCCCUGCACCACCUUCAGCUAGUCUAGACCUGUGCUCCAACUUACUUCAACUAAUCAGCAACAAGGCUACACUCUACUGUCUCUCCAGGACCGGAGCUCCUGCCUUUGAAGGAUUUAUGUUUCGGGUUUAAUGUGGACUAAUUUUUGUAGACCUUACCACUCUUUCAAGUGGUGUCGGAUUUGUGAUGUCACAAUUUUACAAUGAAAACAAAUAGAAGUGAAUCAACCACAGCUGUGAAUUCAAAACACGCAGAUCUUUUGUUGAGUGCUUGCUGUACCUAAAUGAUUGUUAACCUGGAAGGUUGGCUCAUGAUUGGCUGGUCAUUUUUAUUUUAGGUUUUGCCCCUUUAAAGUGUCUUGAAAAGGUCAGUUAAAUAAGCAGUCUUGAUAAAAAGUCACACCCGACAUCUCUUGAAAGCUUUAGAUCACCAAACCUACAGGGAAAGCAGGAUAUGACAUCAGACAGACUCAAACAAACCCGCCACUUCACCUGGUACUAAUGAGGACAUGACAGCUGGACUCAACAUGCGUGACUCUAUCUGAGUGUGUGUGUAUCUGUGUUUGUGUGUAUAUGUGAGUACCAAUUACAUGUAUAUGUGUGGAGGUCAUUUUUUAUGUGUAGCUUUGAGCGAUUGUUCCAUAAACAGUUGUGCUGGGGUCACUGGCUCAGAUGACAGAAACCUGUUCUUUAUUUUCUGUGCCAUAGAAAUACCACACACACACACACACACCACACCCACACACAGACACACACACUUUUGUACUUCAUCAGUGAGGUAGGAAAACAUCUGUCACAGUUGAAGGCUGGAAAAAAAAAAACCUAAUGGGACUCAGUCGCCCCUCACACCCACACACAAACAGAAAAGACACACACACCUUUCAGAUCCCCUCAGCUGUAAGUUUCCUACCUUCAGUUUUAUUGUCAUCAGUUGCACAGUGUCACUGUACUGUUGUCAUAUCCGUGGUGCUAUUAGUCCCAGUGUAUCAGCCUCUACCCAUUGUUGUUAAAGAUUUCUUUACCUGAGGAUACGAAGCCUCAGUAGCGUUGUAAGAGCUCCUUCAAUAAAGGUUGCCACACCAAA
This is a messenger RNA of Larimichthys crocea (large yellow croaker), 4033 nucleotides long. RefSeq names its product collagen, type VI, alpha 1 (gene col6a1). Bases 136 to 2487 code for a protein of 783 amino acids. The record is from RefSeq and is a predicted model, not a curated record. The transcript is spliced from 31 exons. Lineage: Eukaryota; Metazoa; Chordata; Actinopteri; Sciaenidae.